AUGACCAACACCACCACCACCACCAAGAACCGUCGUCUCUCCUUGAUCCGUCUCUUCAACGGCAAGCAGCAGACAAAGGACUCCACUCUCGAGGCAAUCCCUGCGAUCCCCCCCAACUACCGCCACUCAAUGGCCCCCUCGAUGGACGCUAUCCAGUCCCAGAUGAUGCGCGAGCGUCGCAAGUCCAUUGCUGCCAUCACCGGUGACUCCACCUCCCGAUCAGUCAGCCUCGAUAUGAAGCACCCCGUCGAGAUGACCGACAAGAUGCGCCAGUUCGAUGAGCUUCUCCAGAAGCGUCGUGGCUCCACCAUCCGUAUCUCUCUCACCCCAAGUCUCCUCCAAGAGUGCUAG
Linnemannia hyalina is the source of this 351-nucleotide messenger RNA. The record is from the annotation of a GenBank genome assembly. Lineage: Eukaryota; Fungi; Mortierellomycota; Mortierellomycetes; Mortierellales; Mortierellaceae.